Molecule: messenger RNA, 821 nt
Organism: Carassius carassius (crucian carp)
Lineage: Eukaryota; Metazoa; Chordata; Actinopteri; Cypriniformes; Cyprinidae
Product: zinc finger MYM-type protein 5-like
Exons: 2
Coding region: 21-821 (266 amino acids)
Source: RefSeq, a predicted model, not a curated record
CUACACAGGCCUCUUCUGGAAUGGUCUCGACCCUUCAGGAUGAGCCAACCACCUCCUCCGCUACACAGGCCUCUUCUGGAAUGGUCUCGACCCUUCAGGAUGAGCCAACCACCUCCUCCGCUACACAUAUGUCUCCACAAAUAUCUGAUAUUGAGGAUGAAGACCCCUUUGCCUCUACUUCUCCCCAGCAUGAGCUUUCAGAAAUGCCUGGAGCUGAACCCCCACUGGGCCCCACUGGUGAGGAUGAGCCUCUGUCAACCGACCCUGCUAACUUGCCCUCAUAUCUGACUGACAGGAUACGGACUGAGCUGGUUCGCAGAGGACCAAGUAAGGUGCCACCUGGCUUUGUUUUCCGUAGGAAUGAGAGUGAUGGGAGAAGUUGCCACCACCAAUAUUUUAAGAAGACAUUAGUAAGUGGUGAAAAGAUGGCAAGAAGUUGGCUGAUUUAUUCAAUUAAGAACAACAGCCUCUUUUGCUUCUGCUGCAAAUUGUUUUCCAAGAGGAACAUCAAUUUAACAAGUGCAGGAAUGGCAAAUUGGAAACAUGCAAGCAAUUAUCUCACAUCACAUGAAAACAGUACAGAACACCUCAAUUGCAUGAAAGCAUGGAAGGAACUGUCAGUGAGGUUAAAAAGUGGGACAACUAUUGAUAAGCAGGAGAUGGCACUUCUGGAGGCUGAAAGGGUGAGAUGGAGAGCAGUGCUGACACGUCUCACUGCUAUCGUGCAGUCACUGGCCAUUCGAAAUUUGGCACACAGAAACACUGUUCACACCAUCAAAUGGGAACUUCCUCAAAGAGGUCGAACUUAUGGCCAGGUUUGA